UCCUUGCAUUUAGGCCCAUCGAAAUUUAUUCUAUUUUUAAGUCCACAGCUUAUUUUAACUGGUUUGGCUGUCUAGGAAAAUUCAAAAUCAAAAUGUCCGAAUAUAAUACGAAAUCAAUAAGCGAGGGGGCUCUUCCCGUAUUCCCUGAAGGUGUCGAUGAGAAGGAGCAAAGUCGUCGGCUAAGUUCUUAUCUCCAGAGCCUACGCGACCGCCUGCGAUGGGCUCUUCAACAGAACCAGGAAGCUAUUUCGUCGUCGAUGAAGCUGCUCAAGGAGGUGGGUGAUAUAAGCGGCGUGCUGCUGACGAAGUCUGGUUCCCAGAUACCGGCUACCAAGAUCCGACGUCUGAUCAUGGGGUUUGAGGCUGUGAGUGGGUCGAACAUAUCCCAACAUUCCACAGUGCCAGAAAUCCCUUUGUCCAAUGAUCUGACCGGGACUAGGGCUCUUCUGGUAGAGUUUGAGACUCUAAACGAAAGUCAAAUUCUAAGGGAAAGCAUUGUCAGCUUCAAAAGUGCCGCAGAGUCACUGGAGAAGGUUCUUACUGUUCUGGAGAAACCGAAGAAUCAGGCCAGCCAACUUAGUACGAAGCCACAAGCUAGUCAGCACAGCACCCGGCGGAAUCUCCGCGAGAAGAUAGAGGCCUUUAAUAAGGGAGAGAAGCUUGGCGACAACUGCCGUCAUUUUACCAAUUGCUUCAGGACCUCCCCGAGUACGGAUGAAAUGCAGAAUGCCUUCGAAGGCAAUAAUGCGUCCAAUAAUGCCUCAAAAACGAACUCGGGAUACGAGGGCGAUGUCGAUACUGAGGCGGAGUUGGCUGACAAGUCAAGCAAUGACAGUGGAUUGCGCCCAAAAAAAUAGGGAUCAUCAAUUAACAAGGGUUUUACUGAAUAUAAGAAUCAAGGCGGAGUUGGCUGAUACGAGAAGCAAUGACACUGGAUUCCCCACCAAGGAAAGACCAUCAGCAUCAUCACUGAUUUUACUCAAAAUUUUAUAACUGUGGACAUAUUAUUAGGUAUUUUAUA
This is a messenger RNA of Drosophila serrata, 1021 nucleotides long. RefSeq lists its product as uncharacterized. Lineage: Eukaryota; Metazoa; Arthropoda; Insecta; Diptera; Drosophilidae. The record is from RefSeq and is a predicted model, not a curated record.